AUGGGUUCACUUUAUCGGAGCGAGGAGAUGCGCUUUUGUCAAAUGAUUGUGGAAAGGGAUGCUGCUUUUGCCUGCGUUGCAGAACUCGGCAAAAAGCCAUAUGUUCAAUUUAAAGAUUUAAACGCGGAAGUCAAUUCUUUUCAAAGAAUGUUUGCCAAGGAUAUACGUCGCUUUGACGAAAUGGAACGAAAAUUGAGUGAGAUUUUAAAUAAUUUUAAGUUAAUUAAAGCCCAAAUAAUUGUAAUAGGGUUUUUGGAGGCGCAAAUUCGAAAAGACAAUAACACAAUACUUGGAAGUGUUGAAAGUCGAGACCCAAUUGAGGUCAUGCCGCAUCAUGAGAUUAAUCAACUUGAGCAAACAUUAGUUGAUUUGGAACGCGAUGUAAUUCACAUGAAUAACAGUGACCAACAAUUGAAGAGAAAUUAUUUGGAGCUUAAAGAAUGGCAGCAUGUAUUAGAGAAGGCGGACCAAUUCUUUGAAGGGGGAAUUAGUGAUGCCGCAGUGCAUGAGAUCGAACAGCAAAGUGCUGCUGCUGAAAGCGAAGCUGGUAUUGCUCUGCACUCUGCUGAGAAGGAACCUACUGGUCGACGUACGGCUUUUGUUCGUCACAUUGAAAUUGAAGAGCAUCUGGAGCAUCCAGAAACGGUUUGCGAAGGAUUUAAAGCUAGGCAGUACAAUCAAUGCCCACGAACAAGUCCCGACCGAAAGACUGCACUACAACAAGUUCAAGCGAGUCUUAACGACAUGCAAAUGGUUAUGUCUCAAACAAGAGAGCAUCGAAUGAAAGUUUUGAAUGCGGUAGCAGCGAAUCAUCGUAACUGGCUUAAACAAGUUAGAGUCCACAAAUCAAUUUAUUCCACUCUUAACAACUUUACUUUUGAUGGAAUUGGCAAAUUUUUUGUCGCAGAAUGUUGGGUUCCGCUUGAUGAUGUGCAAGCCGUUCGUGAAGCAUUGGAAACUGGAGUGAGUAAGCAUGGAAGUACUGUGAAACCUGUAUUAAAUGUUGUGCAUACUAGUGAAAUGCCACCUACUUAUAACCGUACAAACAAAUUUACUGCAGUCUUCCAAGGAAUUGUUGAUUCUUAUGGAGUUGCUUCCUAUUUGGAAUUGAACCCAGCUCCUUAUACUAUAAUUACAUUUCCAUUCAUCUUCUCAUGCAUGUUCGGUGAUUUGGGACACGGAAUUUUGAUGUUUCUUUGUGGUUUGUAUUUGGUUGUUAGAGAGCGCAAUCUAGAGGCUAGGCAAAUAAAAGAUGAGAUUUUCAACAUGUUCUUUGGCGGGCGAUAUAUUAUUUUGUUGAUGGGUCUUUUCUCAAUGCAUGCUGGUCUCGUCUACAACGAUGCUUUUGCAAAAUCAUUUUCUAUUUUUGGAAGUGCCUGGAAAAAUCCUUAUCCUGUCAUCCUUGGAAUUGCUCAAAUGACAUUCGGUGUAUGUCUUUCGUAUCAAAACUACAAAUACUUCAAUUCAUCGAUUGAAAUCUUCACGGUAUUUAUUCCUCAGAUGAUAUUUAUGGGUAGUAUCUUCAUAUAUCUUUGCCUACAAAUUGUGCUAAAGUGGUUGUUAUUUUGGGUUAAACCUGAGACGAUUUUUGGUCGCCAAUAUCCGGGUUCGCAUUGCGCACCUUCUUUAUUGUCAUUUCUUGAAGCAAUACUUGUUAUCAUUGCUGUUCUUUGUAUACCUAUAAUGUUAUUUGGCAAACCGAUACAUAUUUUGAUGCAUCAACGAAGGGCAAAACGUGCUGUUUCUGAUAACAUGUAUGUACUUGGCUGUGUCUCCCAUACUGCUUCUUAUCUUAGACUAUGGGCUUUGUCGCUUGCACACGCACAGCUCUCGGAAGUUCUUUGGGACAUGGUGUUGGAGAACGCCUUUGCAUUUAACGACAUCAAAGGUUACAUCGCACUUUACGCAAUAUUUUUUGCAUUUGGGGUACUCACCUUCUCCAUACUUGUGCUUAUGGAGGGGCUUUCUGCUUUUUUACAUGCCUUACGUCUACACUGGGUUGAAUUUCAAAGCAAAUUUUACCUUGGACAAGGCUAUAUAUUUGCGCCUUUCUUUUUUAAAGAUAUUCUACAAAGGGCAUCAGUUGCUGAAAUGGCCUAA
Molecule: messenger RNA, 2100 nt
Organism: Meloidogyne enterolobii
Lineage: Eukaryota; Metazoa; Nematoda; Chromadorea; Rhabditida; Meloidogynidae
Source: the annotation of a GenBank genome assembly